AUGUUUACUUUACUUUAUCAAAAAAAUCAAAAAUUUGAUGUCAAGUGUAUAUUUCCUAUAUAUUUCCAGAACUUUUGAAAGUUUAAAGUUAUACGUGCUUGCCUGUGAUUAAAAUUUCUUUCAAGUAAACUGUGGCUGCUUCACAAUCACAACUUUCAACUUUGUCUUUUAAUACACUCAUAGCUGUUAAAAUUCCGGCUGAUAUUGAUUAGGAGUACUUGAAGUUCUCUAUCACAACAUCAUGAAUAAACGAAAGGCGGAUGACAAUGAGGAUGAUAUCCUGGAUAUGAAAUUUAGUAAGAGGAAAGGAGUUAUUGAAGAAGAAGACGAUGACGACGACGAUGAAAACGACGACGGCAAAAAGUACGAAAUCUUGAAGGAAGAUGACAUUGAAGGCCAAGAAGCGGGUGUCGUAACAAACGAAGGAGAUGUACAAAUUACUCCAUUCAAUAUGAAAGAAGAAAUGGAGGAAGGUCAUUUUGACACUGAAGGAAUGUAUCAUUGGAAUAAAGAAAGUAACGUGAGAGACAAUUGGCUUGAAAACAUCGACUGGAUUAAAAUCAAAUCGAACGAAGAAAAUUUGCCUAAAAAACAAGAAUCCGAUGACGAUGAAGAAACUUCAUUUGAUGAAAUAGGGAAUUAUAAACAAGUUCUACUGUACAUGCGGGAACGUGAAAACGUAGCUGCCACCCUACGACGUUUGGGUGGUUCCAAGUCGUUGUCUGCUUCCGAACGAUUGAAAAGGAAAAAAGCCGGCAUAGCUUUGACAGAAGAAGAAAAAGGCGAUAAAGAAGCUGUUACCAAAGUAACCGAAUUAGCAGAUGCUAUUUUAUCACGAACCGGAAAUAUGAAUAUUUAUCAAGAAACGUACGAGCAGAUUUCUAAAAAAAUAAAUGACCAAGAAAAGAAAAUGAGUAAGAAAAGUUUCGCUGCGGAUCUCGAUAUGUAUGCUGACGAUUUUGACGAAAAAGAAAAGGCAGAAUUGACUACCGCAUCAACUAGUAAAGCAAGUUCAGACACCGCCGUUGAAGAAUCUGAGGGUAAUGAUGUCAAGUGGGAGAUUAAGAAGAGUUUAGAUGCUGAGGCUAUUGAAGGACCUUAUUCUACUGAACAAAUGAAUAAAUGGAUGCAAGAAAAUUAUUUCAAAGAACAAGUUUGGGUACGAAAGUUCGGCUCAAGCAAUGAAUUUUAUUCGUCUAAAAGAAUAGACUUCGAGUUAUAUUUAUAAACUAUAGACAUCUACGAUUUACUCAAAAAAUCUUACCAAACCACGGUAAUUUACUGUGAAGUGUAGUUUUUGAAUUAUUUUUGUUACUCGAUGGGACAAGAAUAUGUAUUACAUAUCUUCUUCAAUUCGAUAUCUAAUUCGCUUACGUUUGAAUGUGACUACUUCUGCGGAUUCCGAAUCCAUCUCCAAGAUGAACUUGAAACUAUUUCAUAAUUUCUAAUUAUUCGUUGAUUCUGUUCUUCUAUGACUAUUAUUCGUUUACAUUAUGUUCAGUGUUUUCACUUCUUAUGAAGGAAAGCUUUUGGGUGUGAUUUUUUUGAAUAAGUACCUUUAAUGUGGUCUGUUGACUUAAUGAUGUGUUAUAAGGUAUUCUUAAAAAAUUUAGCUUCGCUUUUGAAAAAUA
Planococcus citri (citrus mealybug) is the source of this 1631-nucleotide messenger RNA. It is a transcript of the gene holn1, whose product is annotated as CD2 antigen cytoplasmic tail-binding protein 2 homolog holn1. The record is from RefSeq and is a predicted model, not a curated record. NCBI's taxonomy places the organism in Eukaryota, Metazoa, Arthropoda, Insecta, Hemiptera, Pseudococcidae. Gene Ontology annotation, cellular component: U5 snRNP. The coding region runs from base 242 to 1228 and encodes 328 amino acids. The transcript has 7 exons. Gene Ontology annotation, molecular function: protein binding.